Molecule: messenger RNA, 2314 nt
Organism: Papaver somniferum (opium poppy)
Lineage: Eukaryota; Viridiplantae; Streptophyta; Magnoliopsida; Ranunculales; Papaveraceae
Product: protein MCM10 homolog
Exons: 10
Coding region: 328-1584 (418 amino acids)
Biological process (GO): DNA replication initiation; DNA replication
Cellular component (GO): nucleus; replication fork protection complex
Molecular function (GO): DNA replication origin binding; single-stranded DNA binding
Source: RefSeq, a predicted model, not a curated record
AAUUCGGGCAACAACUAUACGAUAUAUGCAGAAGGCUUGUAAAAAGACAAAAAAUAUAAUAAAAAGGGGCGCUCCAAGAACCGAACUCAGGACCUCUUGCACCCAAAGCAAGAAUCAUACCACUAGACCAAACGCCCUUAAUGUUUAAUCCACUGACAAAAUAUAAUUAUACUUAAUUUUGUGAUUCCAUUUUUUGGUUACUAAAAUGAAAUUUCCCCCCAAUUUCAGACUAUUAUUUCAAUUUCCCUCUUUCAACUCCAAAUUUUCCCUCUAAUAAAUCCAUAUAUCUCUCUCGCACAGUUUAGUUGAUAGUAGAUUCACACAGCGAUGUCAACUAAUCAAGAAGAUUUGGAUCUACUCCUCUCACUUGAUGAUGAUGAUAAGGUAUUGGAAACUCCACCUGCUUCUCCAUCUGCUUACCUAUCAGACCAUGGAUCUCCAAGGCAACAACUUCGAAACUCAGACAUGUCUAUCUUCAAAGAUUCUGUUAAAGAUUACUUAGAAACUGAACCUCCCGCUGCAAAGAAAGCAGCUCCUAAAUUGAAUCGAUCAAAAAUUUCCAUCGACGGUGAUGUUGAGAAGUUUUCAGGUUUGCGGAUUAAGAAUCUAUUGGUCUCUCCUGAAGAGUUGAGCAAUCAUUUAUCUGACAUUCGAUUUGUUCGGUUGCCGGCUAUAAGGAAUUUGAUAGUAGGAGAUUCAAUUGCUGGUAGCUGGGCAACCAUUGGUGUAUUGUCAGAAAAGGGAGCUCCCAAAAUGAGUUCUAAUGGGACACACUACUGUAUAUGGAAAAUUGGGUGUUUGGAUGAAAAGACUCUUUCUGUAUUCAUGUUUGGGGAUGCUUAUAUUACCUUCUCCAAAGAGCAUGUCGGAACAGUUUUCGCGCUGUUCAAUUCUAAAGUUCGCAAGGAUAAUGAGGGGAGUGGGUUUUCACUUAGUAUAUUCUCAGCUGGUCAGAUUUUAAAGUUGGGUACUUCUGUUGAUUUUGGAGUUUGCAAGGGUCAAAGGAAGGAUGGGGUUGCUUGUACCAUGGCUAUAGAUAAGCGCCAGGGGGUAUACUGCAAGUUCCAUACGUCUAAUGCAUCCCAGAAAUAUACUGUAUCCCGUGGUGAACUCAAAGGAGGGAACUUGAAAACAGGCUUUAGGAGUUCCUAUCAGCCAGAGGGUGUUUACAUGGUUGAUCCUUUUAAGAGAGGGAACACGAAGAAAACAGUGCAACCCCUUAAAGUGUUGUCCGUGGAUGGAUUAAAGAAGGCCUUAAGUAAGGCGUGUAAAGUUACAACUAAUGCACACUCACAAGGAAUACGGUUCCUAACACAUGUCACAGUAAAAGACAAACCAAUAGAGCAGAACGGAGGAUCAAAUAAUCAACAAAAUGAUAUUAAAUUUAAAGGGUUGUCAUCUAUCACAAAGUCCUCUCCAAAUGCUACAAUCAGAAAAGACCAACCCGGGGCAAAAAGAACGAAAACUGAAAAGUACCCAACCCCUCCAAUCAGAAAAGACCAACCCGAGGCGAAAAGAAUGAAAACUGAAAAGCCUAAAGAGAAAAUGAUUGAAAUAGACAUUUUUAGUUCAGAUGAAGAAUAGUAAACACAACCCAACGUAAGUUAUGCAACCAUAACUCUGACUUAACAUGGACAACUUUGUCAGUCCUUGAGGUUUCAUUAUCAAGUAAUAGUUGGAGGUUUUUGCUCGUGAUGAUCCAUAUCUCAUACCAAUUUAUUAUACUUUUGCUAUAGGAUGCAAUCACAAGGAAUGUUCAAUUUUGGUUCAUCUAAGUUAACACUUGAAGAUGAAGUUAUGAAUUCUCCCUAUAUAUGCUGACCUUUUGUGGCUCUAACUUUGUAAUGAGUACAAGCUAAUAAGAAAAUGGACAUUAACAAAUGGAUGCUUACAAACUUUCAUCCAAGAGCAUUUCUUAUCAUUUCAGCUAAAUCCAGUUUGUUUCACAAUAAUGCGCCAUUGAGUAUACUUUAAGUCUUUAAUGCAUCGUUGGAGUAACGUAAGGACGAGGUUGCGAAACAUAAUUUUAGAAUACUCUAGUAUUGAUUUAAGAGAAAGGUGGAAUUAGUAAGGAUAAUCAUUCUGUUGCUUUACCUUAAAAGCAAGAAAAAUUCUAGCUUUAUAAUCCAUCCUAAAUCUAAAUAGACAUGGAGAAGAUUAUAUGGUACUAUUUCAAAGUAUCUAGCUGUUUUAUAACUAAGAUGAAAUAGAAAACAAACUAGAUUUGUACCUGCUUGUAAUUAUUUUUUGUUCUUUGAUGCUGGCUAGGCUUACAUUUUGAUGCAAGAGGACAUAUAUGAUAGAGGUCCCCUAG